AGUGAAGAACGGCUUGUGCCUCGAAAAACUGAGAAAACUGUGUAUUUUUUUUCGUAAAUACGUGUUGGAAUCGCUUUACAGUUCCACAGCCGUUCGCAAAGAUGUCGAAUCCUGUGCUGUUGCGCCACCUGAAAGGCCACCGGGGCAAACUGACGGCCGUUUCGUUCAACCCGGAAGGUUCCCGGUUUGUAACGAGUUCCGCGGACAAUUCGGCGAUCGUUUGGUCCAUCCACGAGCAGGUCCGGUGCAUGCGGUUCGAGGCCCACACGGAUGUCGUGAACGAUAUCUGCUGGUCUCCGGAUGGGCGCAUCAUCGCAUCAGCUUCGAAGGACCGCUCGGUAAAGAUAUGGAUUCCUUCGAUGCUGGGCAACUGCGAUGAGUUUCGGGGCCACACGUCGAACAUCCGUUCGGUGGAGUUUGAUGCAUCCGGCAAGAAGCUACUGACCGCCUCCGAUGACAAAACUGUGAAACUGUGGCGUGUUUCACGGAAACACUUUCUCUCGUCGUUCGUGGGCCACACCAACUGGGUCCGGUGUGCCCGGUUCUCGCCAAACGGGAAGAUGAUCGCCUCCUGCGGGGACGAUCGUACGCUAAAGUUGUUCGAUCCUGCCACCGGCCAAUGCAUUCACACGUUCGUCGACCAGAAGGGGGCCGGCUGCAAGGUAGCGUGGCACCCGGACAGUUCGCUUGUGGCCAUCGCGCUCGACAACUGCCGGGUGAAGAUCUACGACGUGAACAUCCGCAAACUGAUCCAGUACUAUCGGAUCUUUGAUGGACCAGUGAACUCGCUCGAUUUCCACCCAUCGGGCAACUAUCUGAUCACGGGCAGUGGCGAUGGAGUGACAAAGAUUAUCGAUCUGCUGGAAGGACGACAAAUAUUCACCCUCACCGGUCAUCAGGGUCCAGUGACGGCGGUCAAGUUCACGAAAGAUGGUCAACUGUUCGUCACUGGCAGUGAAGAUCGUCAUGUUAUGCUAUGGCAGGCCAACUUGGAUCAGGAAUCGGCUCAAAAUUCCCUUUACUCCAGCGAUACGAGCAACACCAGCGAAACGAUGCCACGGCCCGCAGAGGCAGGGCAACGGAAGCUCAGCUUCAACCACGAGCUCACCGAAACGCAGGCCGAUGACGAUGAAUCGAUUUUCAACAAGGAGAACCGGCCGGACACCAGCGUGCUAGUGGAUGCGACUAAAACGGAAAAUUUCAAAAUCUCAGAUGCCGUCGAGGACAUUGUCAUCAGAUUGAAUAAAUCCUCACCCAGUCGAACUCAAAACGAAGCCAACGGUCUACUUAGCCUUACCUUUACGAGCAAACCCACUCCAGCCUCUCUGGAUGCGAAGCACGGCCGAUCGGACUUUGAGAAACUAACUCUGCAACAGUUAACAUCGAUUAGCAGACGGUUGGAUAGUUUUGAGAGAAGAAUUACGCUGCUGGAGGAUAUAAUUCUUCAUCGAAAAUUACGCUAGGAG
This is a messenger RNA of Anopheles aquasalis, 1466 nucleotides long. RefSeq names its product POC1 centriolar protein homolog. Gene Ontology annotation, biological process: cilium assembly. The record is from RefSeq and is a predicted model, not a curated record. Gene Ontology annotation, molecular function: protein binding. Gene Ontology annotation, cellular component: centriole; ciliary basal body. NCBI's taxonomy places the organism in Eukaryota, Metazoa, Arthropoda, Insecta, Diptera, Culicidae.